AUGAUGGAGGCGGGAGGCGCGGGAGCGGGAGGAAGGGACGAGAGGGUGCCGCAGUGGGGCGCGCAGGAGACGCGGGAGCUGAUCGUGGCGCGCGGGGAGAUGGAGCGGGAGACCAUCGCGGCGCGCCGCAGCGCGAAGACGAUGUGGGAGGCCGUCGCCGCGCGGCUCCGUGAGCGGGGCUACCGACGAACCGCCAAGCAGUGCAAGUGCAAGUGGAAGAACCUCGUUAACCGCUACAAGGGGAAAGAAACUUCUGAUCCAGAAAAUGGUAGGCACUGUCCCUUCUUUGAAGAGCUGCAUGCCGUCUUCACAGAGCGUGCUAGAAAUAUGCAGCGGCAACUCCUUGAGUCUGAAUCUGGAACUUCUGUCAAAAGAAAACUGAAGCGACCUGGUGGUGACCGGUCAUCUGGGGAGUCUGAUGACGAGGAUGAUGAUGGUGAAGAAAGUGAUGAUGAGAAGCCGAUGCACAGCAGAAAGAGGAAAGCUGAUGACAAGAAACAGCAAUAUCAAAGAAUGUCUGAGAAGUCAAGAGCAGGAAUUUCAAGCAUCCAUGAACUGCUGCAGGAUUUCCUGGUGCAGCAACAGCACAUUGAUGUCCGGUGGCAGGAGAUGAUGGAGAGACGCGCCCAGGAGCGGGUUGUUUUCGAACAACAAUGGCAGCAGACAAUGCAGAAGCUGGAGCAGGAGAGGUUGUUGCUGGAACACUCGUGGAUGGAACGGGAGGAGCAAAGAAGGAUGAGAGAAGAAGCACGUGCUGAGAAAAGGGAUGCGCUCCUGACCACUCUGUUGAACAAACUCCUACAGGAAGAUCUAUAG
Molecule: messenger RNA, 816 nt
Organism: Miscanthus lutarioriparius
Lineage: Eukaryota; Viridiplantae; Streptophyta; Magnoliopsida; Poales; Poaceae
Source: the annotation of a GenBank genome assembly